AAGAGAGAGAGAAGGAUCUAGGAAUCGAAUCGAUCAAUCGGAAGAAAUGGGAGCAGGAAAGAAUACAGCAGAGUUCUUCAAGAGGAGAGAUGAAUGGAGGAAGCAUCCGAUGCUUGGCAAUCAGAUGCGUCAUGCCACUCCUGGUCUCGGCAUCGCUCUUGUCGCUUUUGGUGUCUACCUUGUUGCUGAACAAGUCUACAACAAGAUCAAUUCCUCUUCUCAUUCUCAUCACCAUGUGAAGGCUGGGGACCAUUGAGUCAGGACCAUCAUCAAUCCAUUGUUUCCCUUGUUCAACCUGAAUGAAUUUGCUUGCUUAAAUAAUAUUACUUUCAAAACCAGUUUUCCUUUCAAUGUAAUUUGCUUGGGAUUUAUUUCACUACUCUCUGUAUAAUCAAUGCCUCACUACUUUCUUUCACUGAUAUACUACAUCUGUUUCUCUUUC
Messenger RNA from Medicago truncatula (barrel medic), 442 nucleotides. RefSeq names its product NADH dehydrogenase [ubiquinone] 1 beta subcomplex subunit 3-B. The transcript has 2 exons. Gene Ontology annotation, cellular component: mitochondrion; respiratory chain complex I. The record is from RefSeq and is a predicted model, not a curated record. Gene Ontology annotation, biological process: mitochondrial respiratory chain complex I assembly; electron transport chain. NCBI's taxonomy places the organism in Eukaryota, Viridiplantae, Streptophyta, Magnoliopsida, Fabales, Fabaceae. Bases 47 to 256 code for a protein of 69 amino acids.